CAUAAAUUCAUCAUCAUCAUCAUUAUCAUACUGCUAGAGGGAGAAGCAGAAGAAGAUUCGCCCGUGACGCAGCAGGGAGCAAGCAAGGGUCGCUGUUCCAGGCAAAAAAAAAGCGCUGCCGAUAUCGUGAUUACUAUUGUCACCGUCGACACGAUGAGCUCGACCUACAGUCAUGCCCAAAGACGUUCGCGAGGUGGCGACUGCGAAUUUGAAGCACCGCAUCUGCAGCCGCAUACAACGGCCCCGCGGUGUCCUCCAGCGCGGCUGGUCAUCCAGGCGAACGAACCGCCGAACUCAGGGCCGCCAUCGUCACAGCCAGCGCCUCCAGCAGGCUCGCGUUCCACUUCAGUCCGGUCCUCGCCCCAGCCUGUGGCUUCGGUGGCGGCUUCGACUUCGACCUGGUGCAGAACCCUGUCGCCGCCGCCGCCGCCUCCUCCAGAGGUUGAGCCAGGUGUUGAGGCCCACUCGCUGGAAGAGCCCCGUGUCGCUGCCGUGGGCACCGACGUGCUGCUAUCGGUGGCGUGCCUGCUGUCGGUGCUGGUAGGCCUUUUGGCGCUGGCAGUGGCCCUGGAGGCGCUGCUGCUGCGUGUACUCAACCUGGACGCACCCGCUUCGGCGGCCCAGCACACCACUAGGCCGCCGCCUCCCCCUGCGCGACAGCCCAGGCUCCAGAGGCACCAGCAGCAGAUGCACCACGAAGAGAAGUCCAGCGGCGGCGAGGAGCGCACUGUGCUGUCAUCGCUGCCGAACAGUGCGUACCAGUCCAGCCGCAAGAUGUUCUGCGUGUUCAACGGAUCGCCACGAAAUGGAAGCAGCUUACGCCGCGGCUACGGACUCGACUUCUUCCCGCACCAGCUGUGCACGGAUGCGGUGCUGUGCUGCGCGGGCCUCGAGCUGACCACCCUGGAGCUCGACGUGGACAGUGCGCAGGCGUUGCGCUUCGCCGCAUUACGCCUCACCCAUGCCCAGCUCCGACUAUGGCUUUGCGUGGGUGGCGACGAAACGCGCAGCAAAGGCUUCGGGCGCGCUGCCGAGGACGCCGAGGCUCGACGCCGGCUAGUGAGCGGCGCCAUCGGCUGGCUCCAAGAGUCCGGCUUCCAGGGCCUGCUGCUGCACUGGGCACUGCCAGGGCCCCAGCGUCCGCAGCAGCUGGUUAGAAUCCUCGCGCCGCUCAAGGUGGCGCUCGACCUCACAGAUCAGUCGUUGGGUGCUGUGAUUCCGCUAGACGACGAGCAGCGCGCGCGCUUCGAUGCCCCGGCCGUAGGCGACCUGCUCGGGCACCACGCUGUGCUCGUACUGCCGGACGGGUCCGCGGCUUGGCAGUACAACCGCACCUUCUUGCCCUACUCGCAGCAGGUGGUCGAGCAGUACGCGCGUGCAGCCGACGAGCUUUCGCACGAGGCCUGCUACCUGGUGACACUGAGCGGCUCGUCGCUGGUGCUAGAGGACCGCAACAUGUGGGAGGUCGGGGAUCCCGCCCGAGGGCCCGGCACCCUCGGCAACGGCUCCCAGCCAGGCCUGGCGGCACUCGACGAGGUCUGCAUGCUCCAGUGGGUCGGUUCUAAGGUGAAGCGGUACGGCACGUACUCCCGCCUGGGCACCCAGUGGGCGGGCUACCUGACCGCGGGCACGCUGCGGGAACUGCUGGCAGACCUGGCGAACGCCACGAGCUCGCGCGGCGCCGCCGCCUGCCUGGGCGUAGCCGAUCCCGAGUGGGACGACUUCGCGGCAAGGUGCCGGCCGGGGUUGCGCUUCCCGCUCACCAGGGUGGUGGCCGCUGCGGCGCUCGGUAUCAAGGCCCUAGCUGAGGACGAACCGGUUUCAGCGCCAACGUCUCCAGCCUCUUCGUCUACGACUACGACAGUGCCGAGGGAUGAUGCCCUCAUCGGGGCUUGAUCGGAUGCGGCAUGCCAUAUGGAGACAUUAGGCACCUGCAGGUUCUUGCAGUCACGUGUUCAGCGGUCGCGUAGCAAGAUGGCGGACAUAACGCGCUGCUAUUCCUGUAUAUAUAUAUUCUUCGCUUUGUUUCUAUUUUGAUUGCUUUUAUUUGUCUUAUUAUUUGAUAAAAUGCGGUCUGACCUA
Messenger RNA from Dermacentor albipictus, 2082 nucleotides. RefSeq names its product acidic mammalian chitinase-like. Gene Ontology annotation, biological process: carbohydrate metabolic process; chitin catabolic process. Gene Ontology annotation, molecular function: chitinase activity; chitin binding. Gene Ontology annotation, cellular component: extracellular region. NCBI's taxonomy places the organism in Eukaryota, Metazoa, Arthropoda, Arachnida, Ixodida, Ixodidae. The record is from RefSeq and is a predicted model, not a curated record.